ACCAGUGGAAGGUGUCGGUAAUAAAGCUCUUGUCGUACCUAGUUCAGAUACGGACGUUGUUAGCUACCGUUAGUUCCGUAAAAUUUAAGGGUCAAUAAAUUUAACGCUAUAUAACAUAUAUAUAUAAAGUAUACAAACAUAUUAUCUUAUCUUAAUCCGUAUACAUUCGGCACCGCACGAAAAACAAAAAGACGAAGACAAGCACGGAGACGUAACGUAUAGCUGGCUAGUUCGCUAACAAAGAAAGCCCUUUCUCAAAAGACCUGAAUCCCCAUUAUUCUUUAGUUAUGAGUCAUGUGGCCAUCGAAAAUGUACACGGUCUAGAUCAGCAGCUUGCUGCCCUAGACUUGAACUCAGCGAACGGGCAGGGUGGAGGUGGGACCGGCAGGCGUUACAUUCCACCUCAUUUAAGGAACAAAGAAGCCUCUAAAAAUGCAGGAAAUUAUGCCUCUGGUAGACAGAGCGGUUAUUCUGUGGCACCAGUGAGAAGCUGUUACCCGGGAUUCCCUCCGCAGGAGCUCCCCUUUUCUCAGAACUACUGUGGCGGCUGGCCAGACAGAAGUGAUUCCCCUGGAUGGGACGGCCGCAGCAACGGUUUUGUGAAUGGUUACCAUGACGGCAACCGCAUGAAUGGAGACCGUAACAGUUUCGGAGGACGGGGACCCACUCGCACAGACAGAGGUGGGCGUGGAGGAUACCGUGGCAACCGGGGAGGCGGCUCCUUUAACCAGUCUCAGCCCAUGCAACAUUCAGGAUUUGGCUAUGACAACAAAGAUGGCGGUGGAUGGAAUGCCAUCAAAGACAACAGGGAUGCCUACACAAGUUUCGGCGGCCGUGCUGACAGAGGGAAGUCUGCUUUCUUCAAUGACCGCGGGUCUGGCUCAAGAGGAAGGUAUGAGCGUCCAGGGUUUGGCUCCAGAGAUGGAGGGAACAGCCGCUGGGUGGAGGACUCUAGGGAUGAGGAGGACUGGUCCAAGCCUACAUCUCCCAAUGAGCGUCUGGAGCACGAGUUGUUCUCGGGAAGCAACACCGGGAUCAACUUUGAGAAGUACGACGACAUUCCUGUCGAAGCCACUGGCAACAAUUGCCCUCCCCAUAUUGAAAGUUUUCAUGAUGUUGACAUGGGGGAGAUCAUCAUGGGGAACAUCAACCUGAGUCGCUACACCCGGCCGACUCCCGUGCAGAAACACGCCAUUCCCAUCAUCAAAGCCAAGAGGGACCUGAUGGCCUGUGCCCAGACAGGGUCUGGGAAAACUGCAGCGUUCCUCCUCCCGGUUCUGAGUCAGAUUUACACUGAAGGCCCUGGGGAGGCUCUGCAAGCUGUGAAAGCCAGUAGCCAGGAGAAUGGAAAAUAUGGCCGGCGCAAGCAGUACCCAAUCUCCCUGGUCCUGGCCCCGACCAGAGAGCUCGCUCUCCAGAUUUAUGACGAGGCCAGAAAGUUUGCGUACCGCUCCAAGGUGCGCCCAUGUGUGGUGUAUGGAGGGGCUGACAUCGGCCAGCAGAUCCGUGAGCUGGAGAGGGGCUGUCACCUGCUGGUGGCCACCCCCGGCCGUCUGGUAGACAUGAUGGAGAGGGGGAAGAUAGGCUUGGAUUACUGCAACUAUCUGGUUCUGGACGAGGCAGACAGGAUGCUGGACAUGGGGUUUGAGCCCCAAAUUCGCCGCAUCGUGGAGCAGGACACCAUGCCCCCGAAAGGCCUUCGCCACACCAUGAUGUUCAGCGCCACCUUCCCCAAGGAAAUCCAGAUCCUUGCCCGUGACUUCCUGGAGGAGUACAUUUUCCUGGCUGUGGGCCGUGUUGGCUCCACCUCUGAAAACAUCACUCAGAAAGUGGUUUGGGUGGAAGAGAGCGACAAGAGGUCCUUCCUGCUCGAUCUGCUGAAUGCUACAGUCAUUCCCAGUGAGGUUCAGGAAAAUGCCAGUGAGGGCCCAGAGAAGCCUGGCAAAGACUCCCUCACCCUGGUGUUCGUGGAGACCAAGAAGGGCGCCGACGCACUGGAGGACUUCCUGUACCGUGAGGGCUAUGCCUGCACCAGCAUCCAUGGCGACCGCUCCCAGAGAGACCGCGAGGAGGCGCUCCACCAGUUCCGUUCCGGACGGUGCCCUAUCCUGGUCGCCACGGCGGUGGCUGCCCGAGGACUGGACAUUUCCAACGUGAAGCAUGUCAUCAACUUUGACCUGCCCAGCGAUAUCGAAGAGUAUGUCCAUCGCAUUGGCCGUACGGGUCGCGUUGGAAACCUUGGCCUGGCCACGUCCUUCUUCAACGACAAGAACAGCAACAUCACCAAGGACCUCUUGGACAUCUUGGUCGAGGCAAAGCAAGAGGUUCCCUCCUGGCUAGAGAGCCUGGCUUACGAACACCAGCACAAGAGCUGCAACCGGGGCCGCUCUAAGCGGUUCUCUGGUGGGUUCGGGGCCAGGGAUUACCGCCAGACCAGCAGCAGCAACAGUAGCUUUGGCAGCCGUGGCGGUCGCAACACGGGUGGCCACGGGGGGAACCGAGGGUUUGGUGGUGGUAAGGGUGGCUUCGGAAACUUUUACAGCAGCGACGGCUACGGAGGAAACUACUCCCAGGUGGACUGGUGGGGAAACUAAGAGCCCCAUCCCCAAAAUGGAGGUCACCACGCCUAGCUGAAUGGAAACCACAUGUAACUUAGCCAGACUAUACCCUGUGUAGCUUCAAGAACUCGCAGUACAUUACCAGCUGUGAUUCUCUGACAGCGGUCUGAAAGGGAGCCUGAAGAGACUGAAAGACAGCCCGCAAGAGAACCAGAGCGUCACAACCCGUAGAUGAGAAUAAAAAAACAUGGCUGCUGAUGUGAACACCUGAAUAGUAUCUUGGACUCUAGUUUUCCCACUGCGCAUCAUUUCUUUUCUCUGUAAACCUGAGGAUCAUUUGUUUGUUAAUGUACUGUGCCUUUAAAUUUAGACAGGAUUUUUUUUUUCUUUUUUUUUCUUUUAAUUUUCAGUGUCAUAUUACUGGCCGACCUCGGCCAAGAGCUCAAUUUUUUUCUAAGGCAUAUGUAAAAGAUCUAAAGUUCUAAAUCAAACCUUGGCAAAAACACUGGGAUAAAAUGACUGAGGAAGUCAUUAUUCCAUUUGAACUUCAAAUUGUCACAAAGAAAUCAGAGCCUUCAAUAUAGGCGAGAGCACAGGCGGCUCAGGGAACCAUCUCGGAAGUGUUUAAACGCUUAUGAUUCCUUGUGUGGCAACUGUAUUUCACGGGACAAAGAGUUCUAAUUUUUUGCUCACUCUAUCCUGGAUCGGCACCUAUUAGGGAUAUGGUAGUCUUCAAAAAGAGAAAAAAAAAGCCAUUCCAGUUGUGAUCUAAUAUUCGUUGAAAGGACAAAAAAAAAAGAAGAAAAUACACAAAGUAAUUGGAUGCACACAAACAGAUACACAAACACAGGUGUUCUGACACUGUUCUGGAAUGCAUAAUUCCACUUGCAAUUGACUUGACAGUGUUAAGGCAGCUAGUUAAGUAUCACGAGCUGGCUGAUAGAGGGACGGUGUUUCCUUUAAGUUUUAUUUUUUUUAUUUUUUAUUUUUACUUGAAACAUUUAGGAAGCAACUGAAAACAACUGAAGUUUUUGAUAAAGUUUCUUAAAUUUUACAAACUGGGUAUACCUGAAACAAAACAAAACCGAAGGAAGAAAACAUGCCUGCCGUAGCAUAGCGGAGACUGAAUGGCUUCACGAGGACCACAACGCCGGCUCAGCCUUGCGCAACCUCUCGGCUGACUCGGUUCUAAUACGCAUGCUAGUGUUGGUGUUUUUUGGUCAAGGAGAUAAACAAAUGAAUUGUGCAGCAGGCUUAACGUUAUUCCAAAUUGUGUACACACAUCUUCUCUUUUCAAGCUGCGUUGAAUUCCGAAAGAGAUUCUUGGCUUACUUGGAGGCAUCGCUCCUUUUCGAAAAACAGGCUGUUGAGGGGAUCGCAGAGGUUCAGUACUGUCGAAGGCGAGAAGGAGAACUAAGGAAGAAAACCAAACCGAACUGCACAGGGUUGUCUGCGAGAGUGGUAGAGAGUGCAGUUAGGUGCACCACCAUUUUAGUUGCGUUAGGUUUCCAUUGCAUACUGGCUGUGUAUUCCACUUGAUCAGGCCAAAGACAGGAGUUCCCCCUCCGCAGUGUGCAUUGGUGCUGUGGGCUCCCAGAGUUCCCGGCCCACAAUGCGCGUGUCUAGAAUUGCUGGCCGGAGACCCAGCAUCAGCUUCUCAUUCACACCGAAAGCUGAGCAAGAGGAGGAGGAGAAAAUGGCAUUUAACUUAAGUGCAAUAGAUUUAUUCUCAAGUGUGUUGUGCCUUGAAAAAGUUUUUUGUUUUUUAAAGAAGUCAAUUAGAUGAAGCGGAUGCCCUGACAGUAUUGAGGUAACUUAAGGUGACUGGUGCUAUUUAAGAUAGGUCUAAGCCCUUGUACGUCGUGCCCAUCAAGUUUUACAGAGUUAUUUUAUUGCACAUCUAGUUUUAUAUAUAAAUGUCUUGAGUACGUGUCCUUAAGCUUCCAAAUAUAGUGUGGAGAUUGUGAAACGCAGCUUGUUUGCAAAAGGGGAAGGGUUCUUGAUAUUUAACCAGGAUUUAUUUGGGACCAGGGGGAUUAGCAGUUGAGGAAUUUAGCUAUUUGCACACAGAUUUCUAGAUUCUACUUUUGCUGCUAGUUUUGUGUAAUUUAUUAAUCCUUUUUUGAGAAAUAUUUAUUUUUGUAAGCCUAAAAGUGAUUCUUUGAAAGUUUCAAGAAACUUGACCAAAAGACAGUACAAAAACACUGGCGCUUGAAUGUUGAAUGUCACCCGUAUGCGUGAAAUUAAUUUAUUUCGGGGUAGUGUGAGCUUUUUAAUGUUAGUCAUAUUGGACUCGGUCAAAAUCCACACCUGCUAUUGGCCUCACGGCCAAAGGUUUCUUUAGAAUAUUCAAUUGGCUAUCAAAAUUUGAAAAUGUAAACAAACAUGCCAAGGUUUGGAUAAAAGUUAUCAAACUAAUAAACACUUUUCCUAUAUGUAUCAGUGCAAAGUGUCCAGAUUCUCCAAUUUUGUUUUCAUUUUUUAUUUUAUUUUUUCUCCAGUGAAUGUCUGGCACAUGGCAAUCUUAAGAAAAAAAAAAACAAAACAUGUGGUUAUUCUCUAUUGUUGCAUUAGUGUAUUUGGCAACUCUGAUGUUUGACUUUUCAAAAGCAUUUAGCAAGUUACAGCUAUAGCAAUAAGUCUUACGGAAUAGAGGAGCCGGCUCAGAUCAUAGGAGAAACUCAGUUGGAAAAGCUUCCGGCUUGCUAAAUGUGUGAAGAGAAAUGUCAGAGCUCAUUAGAUUUAGUAUUUGCUUUAUGUACUAGUUUAGAAGCUAUGCACUGCAUGAGAAGACUCAGCUGUGCGUUUAUUGUAUGAUUUUAUCGAAAUAAUAAAAAUUUGAAAUGCAAAUACUUUACAAAUCAAGCAUGUUUUCUAAUACAUUGUAUUAAUGUAGAAUGGUGAAACCAUUGUAGCAGUUGUUCAUAAUGUGACUGCACCAUUAGGUUAAGUUGGAGUUCGUUGAAAUCCAGUAGAGUAAGUUUGUUCUUCGCUAUAGAAACUUCAUUUUUAAUAAAUACCAGUGUCAUACAUGGCUUCUGAGGUUCCGUUUGAUGACUCUUAAAUGUGAAGUCUUGUCUUUGGUGUAAAACCGAUGCAUCAUAAACAAAUUAUGUCUGCGUAUGCUUCAGGAAGUGACUGCAUACCUCCCACUGGUACCAGAAUAGAUGGUGGCAAUGAAUAAUAUAAAAAUACAAAGUACAUUAGAAAUGCACUGCAGGUAUGUGUAAAAUGCGGCAUACGCAUUGCCUUUAUAUAUUUGGCCGUAAAAUGUUUUUGCACUGUACCAUGUACCAUUUUUAAUGCCCAUUAAACUGGACGGAGUAGUUGUA
Conger conger (European conger) is the source of this 5890-nucleotide messenger RNA. RefSeq names its product ATP-dependent RNA helicase DDX3X-like. The coding region runs from base 288 to 2594 and encodes 768 amino acids. Gene Ontology annotation, molecular function: RNA binding; RNA helicase activity; ATP binding. NCBI's taxonomy places the organism in Eukaryota, Metazoa, Chordata, Actinopteri, Anguilliformes, Congridae. The transcript has 21 exons. Gene Ontology annotation, cellular component: P granule; nucleus. The record is from RefSeq and is a predicted model, not a curated record. Gene Ontology annotation, biological process: cell differentiation; gamete generation.